AUGGUCUACAUCAUGGAGAUAUACACCGACGGCGGCUGUCGAGGCAACGGCCAGUCCGGAGCCAUCGGCGCUGCGGCUGCCGUUCUGAAGAACAGAUACGGGAAAUACAGUGCCAGGACACAGUCCUUACCCUCAUACCCCCCUCCCACCAACCAGCGCGCCGAGAUCACUGCUAUUAUCCUGGCACUGAAGCAGGCCCUGGAAAAGUAUGACGAGUUAGACACGCGUCCACACUUGAAGGUCACGAUAUACUCGGAUUCCAAGUAUGCGAUUGGGUGUAUGACAAGCUGGAUUCAUAAGUGGACAAAGAACGGAUGGACCAAUGCUGCAGGCAACGACGUUGUUAAUCGGGAUCUGCUGGAAAAGGCUUCUGAUCUGGAUGAUAGAUUGAAAGAGGAAGGUGAUGUGGAUUAUGUCUGGAUUUCCAGGGAGAAGAAUCAGUUGGCGGAUCGAUUGUGCAAUGAGGAUAUGGAUGAUCAAUGA
Aspergillus bombycis is the source of this 483-nucleotide messenger RNA. Its product is annotated as ribonuclease H family protein. The transcript has a single exon. The coding region runs from base 1 to 483 and encodes 160 amino acids. Gene Ontology annotation, biological process: DNA replication, removal of RNA primer. The record is from RefSeq and is a predicted model, not a curated record. Gene Ontology annotation, molecular function: RNA-DNA hybrid ribonuclease activity; nucleic acid binding. Lineage: Eukaryota; Fungi; Ascomycota; Eurotiomycetes; Eurotiales; Aspergillaceae.